Messenger RNA from Neltuma alba, 873 nucleotides. RefSeq lists its product as uncharacterized. The record is from RefSeq and is a predicted model, not a curated record. Gene Ontology annotation, biological process: heterochromatin formation. The coding region runs from base 108 to 797 and encodes 229 amino acids. NCBI's taxonomy places the organism in Eukaryota, Viridiplantae, Streptophyta, Magnoliopsida, Fabales, Fabaceae. The transcript has 4 exons.
CGGAUACAGUCGGGAGAAAUCCGUCACGCAUGGGCUUGCUUCCGAUGCCCUUAGUUUCCGAUGCUGCAUAUUGAUUUAUUGAAUCACCUCACGCGCCAGUCAAAUAUAUGGCAAAUUCUACAAGUUCUGGUCGUAAGGCUAAGGCUGAUGAAAAUAACAACGGGAGAUGCGUGGGUGAGAUAAGCCCAAUCAACUCAGGCUCUUCUAUGAAAGAUGCGACUGGUCCCAGAAGGUCUAUCAGAGAAACUUCAUCAAAGAAGACCACUCCUAGUCCUUCAAGUAUUCGAAAGUCCGAGCGACUUGGAAAGAGUACAUCACUAAGUCCUCUUGUCAGGAGGAAGUCUGAAAGGGUUGAGAAACAGAAGAUGCCAAGUCCUUUGAGGAGAUCUACAAGAACUAAGAAUUACUCUGAUGUAGCUACAUCAGGUUCCAAGAGAUCUGACCCAUUAGAUUUAAAGCAGAAAAAGAAAAAAAAACACAAGAGUGUAAAAAAAUUAACAUUUGAAGCUGAAAAAGCUGAAAAUGAAGAAAGUGAUGGGGGAACUUCUCCGGUAAAGAGGAAGAGAAUGGAUGCUCGUGCUUUCCGGGCUAUGUUAAAGAAGAAACCAAAGAUAGAUUGUCCUGAGAAGACAAAUGAGAAAGAUAAUUUAAUUCAAGAAGGUGACAACAAUGCUGAGGACAAGAUUGAUGAGCACUCCAAAGGGAGUAAUUUAGAUUGCAAAGAAGUUUCCAAUAAUGGAAUGCUACCACCUGAUGAUGCCAAGGGGUUAGUUAACCUUUCUGCUCUUGAGAGGUGAAGCUGAAUCCACCUUUGCUGCAGAAAUUUCUGAGGAAGGCGUUGACUGCCCACCUUCAAAUGGUGUCUCUGCAGAG